UAGUGUCAGCCGGUCCGGCAACGAUAUUCCGCUUAGUUGUUGUUUGUGGCGUUUUCUCAAGAUUUUGCUGCAAAAUGGAUGUGGAGAAGAUUUGUCGUACUUGCCUUAGCCUCUCGGGUCCAUUUCUGUCCAUUUACGAUGGUGGCACUGGCAGCUGCUUGGUCGACAUGCUGCGUGAAUUCACAAGGACUAAGCCGCGGCGCGAGGAUAAUCUGCCAGCCAGGGUCUGCCUUAGUUGCAUCAGCGAAAUAAACCACUGCUAUUCAUUUAAACUCAAAUGUGAGAGCUCAAAUCGAACGCUGCGACAGCUGCUGCCCAAUGCGCUGCCCGAGGAGCCUGACCAGCCAUCAACAGAAGCCAAGUCCGCAGUGGCUACGUCCGAAAGCUCAGUGCAAACUAAUGCGGUGUCAACAGCCACAGCUGAGGCACAAACGGAUGGGGUGGCCACAUCAGAUGCCGCGCAAAACACCAGCAUUGAGCAGCCAACGCUGCUGGCCAACGAACCACUGAUAGAUGAGGUGGAGGGACAGGAGGAGGAAGAGUAUGACUAUGAAUUUACCGAAGAGCAAGAAACAGAUGAGACACCAACCAAGGCGAGCGCCGAGAAUAUAAUACUGCAUGUGGAAAAAGACAACAUUAAGUUUGAAACGGAAAUGGUGUACAAUAAAAACACAGGCGAGCUGCUUGAACAGGCGGUGGAAACAGUUGCCAAGCAGAAGGAGUAUAAAUAUCGGCUUGUCAGCAAUGGUAAUGGCGACACAUACAUCUCACCAGAGCCUGCGCCAACACUCGCCUUGCCUACGCGCAAGUGUGCCACAAAGCUGCCUAAGGAGCAGCAAUCGACGCAUCAGGAGUCACAGUCAACGUCCAAACGCAGUGUGCAGCAUCAGCCGGCGGAACAGCUGGAUAUGCCGUCGCCUGCAAAAAAAUCAAAACCUAUUAACCCAAAUGGCACGCCUGCGGGUGAAUUGGAUGAGUUGAAGGCGAAGUUCCACUGUGAUCGCUGCAAUGCAGGCUUUGCGCUGGAGAAAUCCCUGAUCAUACAUCGGCGGCAAAAUAGCUGCACCCAUCGCAAUUUCAAAUGCAACAAGUGUGAGAGGGUAUUUGUCUCGCUGGAUCAUUUGACCGAGCAUCAGGCAACGCAUGGUGCGUUCAUAUGUCAGGAGUGCGGCUUGCGCUGCGAGUCCAUGGAGCAGCUGGGCAGGCACAUGGUGCAGACGCACAAGCGGAAUCUACGCAAUCAGUGCAAUGUUUGCCAGAAGGUCUUUACCAUGUUGUCCACGCUGCGGGAUCACAUGCGUAUCCAUACCGGUGAGAAGCCAUUUGUGUGCAAAGUUUGCGGCAAGGGCUUCACACAAAAUGCGAAUCUACGCCAGCACAUGAUGCGCCACUCGGACAUUAAGCGUUUCAAGUGCGAGCUGUGCAAUCAUUCGUUUGUAACCAAAGCGGAGCUGACCUCCCAUGCGCGCACCCACACCGGUGUCAAGCCGUAUCAAUGUGAGGUCUGCUCCUCCAGAUUCACCACCAGCUGCUCACUGGCCAAGCACAAGCGCAAGCACACAGGCGAGCGACCCUAUGCCUGUGACUUGUGUCCCAUGCGUUUCACAGCGCUCAACGUGCUGAAGAAUCACCGACGCACUCACACAGGCGAAAGGCCCUACGUUUGUCCCUUCUGUUCGAAGAGCUUUACACAACGUGGCGACUGCCAGAUGCAUCAGCGGACGCAUCAGGGCGACAAGAUCUACAUUUGCCCUGUGUGCAGCGAGGAGUUCAAAACGAUGACUGAUAUGCGCACGCAUCUGACGAUGCACGAACAGGACGACAAACGAUUGGUGCAUUUCACCCUGUUGAGCAACAAGGAGAACGGGAAUGCGGCGCUAGAGGAGGCGGACGAAGAGUCGGAUGCAACCGACUUGCUUUAGGUGACGGAGGCGCCGGCAGCGGCGGUGGCUAAUUUUCCCUGUGGGAAUUUUGAAUACGCUAGGUCUUAAGAUGGGGUGUUCCAUAGAUUAGAGCUGGAAAAUUAUCGACAGAGCUGAUACUCUCGAUUAGUGGUCUUAAUGCUCGGCACUUAUCAUGAGUUGGACGAGAUCGAUAUUUAGUAAAAGCUAUAGAAAACAUAUGUUCAUAUCCUAAAGCUACAUAAAUAACAAUUAAGCUCGCUGUGUUUCAAGCACAAAAAAAAAAUGCAAAACAUAUAUAUACAAACGAUAGUUUAUGUUCUGUUCAGUUGAUCGAUCAGUUGAGCUCUCGCUAUAGAUGUUUAACGCAGGGGUAUUCAGUGUAUAAGAAAUCAGGGGCUUUAAAUAACCUAUUGAUCGUUCGAGCUGUAAUUAGUGUUAUUAUCGAUAUGGACAUUCGGAGUAUUUAGUGUAUACAACUUUUUGAGGCUCAUUAACAUUCUUUUUUAUAUUAAAUGUAAAAGUUCUUAUGAAACUAAAAACCAUGCCUAUCGAUUUAUCACAAGCACGCCCUAUUAUCAAUAGUUCGGCGGUAGCUCGAUUGCUUUCCAGCUCAAAUUAAAAUUAUGACAUUUUUUGUAGAAUUUCCUUAGUCUUUAAUUUUAGCUUACAACAAUAGUUAUUAAAAUGCUUAUGAAUC
Messenger RNA from Drosophila montana, 2601 nucleotides. RefSeq names its product zinc finger protein ZFP2. Gene Ontology annotation, biological process: regulation of transcription by RNA polymerase II. Lineage: Eukaryota; Metazoa; Arthropoda; Insecta; Diptera; Drosophilidae. Gene Ontology annotation, cellular component: nucleus. Gene Ontology annotation, molecular function: zinc ion binding; RNA polymerase II cis-regulatory region sequence-specific DNA binding; DNA-binding transcription factor activity, RNA polymerase II-specific. The coding region runs from base 75 to 1922 and encodes 615 amino acids. The record is from RefSeq and is a predicted model, not a curated record. The transcript is spliced from 3 exons.